AUGGAUCAAUGGAAAGUGAUGUUCUUGAUCUGUCUCUAUGGAGCUGUCAAAGAGUUUCGACCCACUGAGCCAUACAUGUAUGAAUAUCAGCAUAAUGUACUGAAUAUGACGGAACACACACUCAAUAGUAAAGUAUACCCAAUAUGGACUUACAGUUAUCUAGUUGCUCUUAUUCCAUCAUUUCUUUUGACUGAUGUUCUACUUUACAAACCUAUAUUAGUUAUUGAAGCCUUAUCUUAUUUCGCUUGUUGGGUGAUUUUCGUAUUCGGAAGAUCUGUUUGGAGUAUGCAGCUUCUAGAACUGUUCUACGGGUGGGCUACUGCAACGGAAAUUGCAUACUUCUCUUAUAUUUAUGUGAUGGUUCCAAAAAGCGAAUAUAAAUCAGCUACUGCAUUCACCAGAGCAGCUCUUCUAGUUGGCAGAUUUCUUGCCUAUGCACUUGCCCAAUUACUAAUCGGAUUAUCAUGGGCAGACUACAUGACUUUAAACAUUAUCACGUUGGUAGUGAUGACGUUUGCAGUGUUUCUAGCUGCUGUUUUACCGCAAGUGGCAUGGAGAAAAGCUUAUCAGAAGAAAUUGGAAGAUAACAGUUCAUCGACUGACCUGGAGAGUCUGGUGAAUGAUGCGAAUUACAAGGAUUAUUUAAAGCUGUUUUUCAUGGAAUUACAUCAAGAUUUAUACACAAUUUACAGAAACCCUCUUAUUUUAAAAUGGUCUAUAUGGUCAGCACUAUCCAGUUGUAUAUUUUAUCAGAUAGUUAACUAUACUCAAACCCUUUGGGGAACCCUCCCCGAGUCGCAAAACAAAUACAAUGGAAUCACAGAAGCCCUGGUUCCUUUGAUGGGAAUACCUGCUGAUCUCAUCACAAGGCUACUCAAUGUGAACUGGAAUCGAUGGGGAGAUAUAUUGCUAUCUGUUGGAUCUCUUUUCCAAGCGGGUCUCCUAUUUUGGAUGUCACAAUCCCAUCAAAUAAUAGUGAUGUACAUUUGUUACAUUCUCUAUCGUGUCAUCUACCAACUUUCUACUACAAUUGCACAAUCUACACUGGCUUUAUCUCUUGACUCGAGGCUAUUCGGAUUGCUGUUUGGAAUCAAUACUUUUAUGGCGUUAGUCCUUCAGUCAAUACUGACAGCUAUUGUCAUCGAUGCGGAAAAGUUGGCUAUUCGAGCGCAGUUUGCUGUAUAUUCCGGGUAUCAUCUUUUUGUUGCUGUUUUGUUCGCCAUAAUAUUUGCAGUCUGGGCAAGCCGAAAAGUUUUGAAAUCCAGAUCGAGAUCUCAUUCUUAA
This is a messenger RNA of Caenorhabditis remanei, 1284 nucleotides long. RefSeq lists its product as uncharacterized. Gene Ontology annotation, cellular component: plasma membrane. The transcript has 6 exons. Gene Ontology annotation, molecular function: vitamin transmembrane transporter activity. The record is from RefSeq and is a predicted model, not a curated record. The coding region runs from base 1 to 1284 and encodes 427 amino acids. NCBI's taxonomy places the organism in Eukaryota, Metazoa, Nematoda, Chromadorea, Rhabditida, Rhabditidae. Gene Ontology annotation, biological process: transmembrane transport; vitamin transport.